AUGCCUCAAACGUUGCUUCACCAUCACUACAACGGUCAUAAUGGUCAUGCUAUGACCAACGGUCAUCACAAUGGCUACCCGAACGGUCAUGUAAACCACAACGGUCAUACGAACCAUAAUGGUCAUGGUCAUUACAUCCAGAACGGUCAUGCCAAAACAAAUGGUCAUAUUGGCGGCGGCAGGGGCAAUAGAAAGAUAGCCGACAACGUAUGCACCAUAAUAAAAUUCAAACGUGACUUGGAAAAACGAAAAAUACACAGCACCCUGAAAAAUCAACACGUUUACUUGGAAAAACCAAGCGAAUCCGAACUUUCGUCAAAUGGUAAUGGAAGGGCGUGGAUGAAUGGGCACGUAAAACCAGAGGAUAAACAGUCGACUUUGUCUAGAUAUUGCACCACAGAACGUCAACGAACCCCACCAACAAACUACCAGGCCAUCAAAAGAACAUGUCGCGAAAGAGGAUCUCUGUACGAAGACCCAGACUUUCCCGCCAACCAAAAAUCCCUGUACCACCACAAAAAACCGUCCCUGCAACCGUUAGUAUGGAUGCGACCUCACGAAAUUUGCCAGCGCCCAAAAUUUAUAGCGGAAACGAACCCAGAAACGUACAGGUUUGCCGUAGAAGCAGGCGAGUUGGGAGACCAAUAUUUGUUGAGUGCUGUAGCAUCUUUGGCUUUAACUCCGAAAUUCUUGGACCGGGUAGUACCACCCGAACAAGGGUUUGAUACUACGGCUUCCUAUUGCGGAGUGUUUAUAUUUCGUUUCUGGCAUUUUGGAGAAUGGAGAGACAUAGUGAUAGACGACAGGCUACCAACCUACAAGGGUAGAUUGGUACACCUGCACAGCUCAAAUAACACCGACUUCUGGGCUGCCCUGCUAGAAAAAGCCUAUGCCAAAUUUUAUGGUUGUUACGAAAAUUUGCAGCAAGGCUCUACGACAAGGGCGCUUCAAGAUCUGACAGGUGGUAUCGUGCAAAGUUUCGGGCUGACCCACCAGGACAGGUUCUUGACUUUUCAAGUGCUUAACAGCGCCGUCCCCAGGUCUAGUCUCUUAAUAGCGACAAUAACUCAGGAAAAAGACAAUAAGCGCCAGUUAAGACUGCGCAAUGGCCUUAUAACGCACCACGCGUACAGCGUGACGGGAUUGGCUAGAGUACGGGGCGCAACAGGUGAAACCCCGCUAGUUCGACUUCGGAACCCCUGGGCUAGAGGGGAAUGGACUGGGGCGUGGAGCGAGAGAUCCUGGGAAUGGGACGGACUUUCCAACCGCGACAAAGAGUUGCUUAGCGUCAGGGUGACCAACGAGGGAGAAUUCUGGAUGUCAUUCGACGAUUUCGCAAGGCAUUUCACGCAGUUAGAUUUAGUGCAUAUAGGGCCGGACGAUUGGAUGAUGGAAGGGGCGCUUCAUUCCAAACAGCCUUGGCGCGCUGUUUUGGCGCGUAGAAGAUGGCGGGCUGGAUACAACGCUGGGGGUGGCCCCACUUAUACAGAAACCACCGCUAUGAACCCGCAGUUUCACGUUCAGAUUCCCAGGAGUUCCAGUAAUAAAUGUCAUGUGGUUGUUAGUAUUACGCAGUAUUAUGAGACUAGUAUACAAGAUGUAAAGAAAAAGAAGCCCUUAUAUGCUAUUGGGUUUGCUGUCUAUGAAAUACCUCAUUCUAUGCAGAGGUUGACUCCACAUUUUGUGACGGAACAAAAACCUCUGGACGUAACCAAUCACUCUGUAGCAAGGGAGGUGGUUACAUUCUUUACUUUACCUCCAGGUGAUUACAUAGUGGUCCCUCAAACAAAUAUACCAAAUCUGGAUGGUAAAUUCCUACUCAGAAUUUUCACUGAUGAACAGAGCAACAUUUGGGAAGUAAAUGAAGACAACGUGAUAAUACGCAACAUAUCCUCUGAAUUCGUAGACGAAAAUUCAUCACCAAUCCUGACGGACAAUAAGUCAGUUCUCUCGAAAAUGCUUCUUAAAUACCCACCUGAAGUCGAUGCUAGUCAACUACAAAAAAUCUUGAAAUCUCAAUGGAAGGCCUACCUAACAGAAAAACCAACUUUAGAACUCUGCAAAAGCCUUAUUAUGCUGAGGGAUUACAAUAUAAGCGGCAGAAUAACCCUUAUCGAUAUACCUGUGUUGAUGCACAUGCUACAGUUUUGGAGGAUGGCGUUCCAAAAAUUCAGCCACAACAGCGGCAAAACAUCAAGCUACAACCUAAGAGCCUUACUUUGGGAAGCAGGGUGUACAGUUAGCAAUAAGGUUUUAGAAUGCUUAGUGUUAAGAUUCGCCAAAAAUCGAAUUUUAACCACAGAAAAUUACAUUAUGGCCUUGGUUAGGUUGCAUUUGUCCCAUGAGAGGUACCAUAAUUUGGACACCAAAAUGAAGAGCAACCCGUUGUCAUUGGAAGAAAUGAUUUUAAUGACGAUAUAUUCGUAA
This is a messenger RNA of Brassicogethes aeneus, 2427 nucleotides long. Lineage: Eukaryota; Metazoa; Arthropoda; Insecta; Coleoptera; Nitidulidae. The record is from the annotation of a GenBank genome assembly.